AUGUCAUGCCGGCCGAUACUGCGCGACCUCCGGUGUCGAAACGACAUCGUCUGCCGCUCAUGUCUGGCUGGUCGCGCAAAGCAGCCUCCACUGGUAUGGCGGCCGGCUUCAUACAGCACCCAGGCCUCUCAAACCGCGAGUAAAGCAAGGCUACGACCUCGACCACGGCCCAAUGAAGACAUUACACGCCAGCCAACAAAAGAGGAGUUGGCUCGUUACCUGGAAGGCCUCAAAAAUCUGCGGACUCCAGACAAGGCAAAGGCCAAUGUGGAGGACUUUUCUGUCCGAUUCUUCGAGCAGGGCGACCAAAACCGGAAAGAGUUAACCAACGAACAAGCGUUUGAGGAUUCCUUAAGUGGCAUCAGCGCCUCCACACUGCGAGAUGAUCUUUUCAACCUCAGAACAAAAUUCGGAAAUCAAGACGACAGAGAUGCCUUUAGGGACGUCUUGAAGGAGAUGGGCGAAGACUGGGGCAAGAUCAACUCUGCGGAAGAUGUCGAGAAGAUUAUAGCAAAGAUGGAAGAUUACGCACGGUCGAUCGAUGCCGAAAUAGAACAAGCAAGCUCUGAUCUGCCCAAAGGAGUGCUGGAACAGCUCAUCGGGGACGUGCCUGAAUUAUCCUUGGAAGGAGAUGAGUCCUUUGACGGAUCUCGAGACUCAAUACCACAAGUCCGCAUAAAUCUCGACGAGACAAAGGCAAACCGAAGGCGAAAGCUAAACACAUUCAACUCCGUCGUCACACGCUUCAUUCUUGCGGAGAAGCAAUCAGGAUUGAAGCAGAAGGCAGUACAGUCCCUAUACAAAUCAUAUCAUGCGACGAGACCGGCGUUGGCCCAAAAUUGGAACGAUGUUCCACCCGCUUUGUGGGAGGUCCUGUGGAGAGCAUUCUCAAGUGAAAAGGACAGCCCCAACAGCAUAUCACGCAUAGCCCGGCUUGCUAGAGAUAUGAGCGAUGCCAAGGUUACCCUUAGUCCUGCACAACAGGUCCUAGCUAUCGAAGCCAUCUUUGUUGACGGAUGGGAGUCCAAGGCCAUUGAGAAUUGGAAACGGUGUAUCAGCACACUCGGGGCUGAAACCUCGGAGACAUUUCAAGACUUUUGGGAGCUCGGUGCGAGGAUGUACUGCCGUGUAGGCGACUUGGGGCAAGCAGAACGAGCAAUAAAUAAGCUCCUUGGCCGCAACAUGAGCCCACGUAUCUUGAUCCCGCUCAUCCGAACGUGCUGCGAGCAAGGAACAGAGGAGGGUCGACAGAAAGCCUGGACUACCUAUCGCCAAAUGAGGGAGCUUUUGGGGAAAGAAAUGACACUCACAGACUACGACCAAGUGAUUUCAUAUUUCCUGACUGCUCAUCAAGUCGAGAAUGCGCUGUACGCUUUUGUGGACAUGAUGAGUGAUGGUCGGAUUGAUAUGACGAGGCAAAGACACUUGCCUUCUGUUAUUGCAAACAAAUUCUUCCUAGGCAAGUGGCUCAAGCGACUAAUUGGCGCUGGGGAUCUGGAUGGUGCUUUCAGUGUAGUCGAGUUCAUGCGAGGAAAGGGAGUUGAGGCUUCGCCGAUACAAUUGAAUGGCCUCAUUGGGGCAUGGCAACGGUCAGGAGGUGCCGAUGAUCUUGAGAAGGCCGAUGCUCUUGGCUGGAACAUGAUUGAGUCCAGACUCAAGUUUGUCGCCAGCAGAAAGUCUGGCAGUGGCGUCUCCAGCACCUAUACCAUGCCAUUGCCAAAGGAUACCCCAGCGGGUUUCCCACGGGCUACUAUUGAAACGUUCUCUCUACUUGCUGAGAAUUACCGCCAGCGGAGCCUGCAUGGACGCUUGGAGGCGUUAUGGGAUGCCUUCCGCCAAGCAGAGAUUAGCCCUGACGCCUUCAUGAUGAACCAACUUGUCGAAUCGCUCAUGCACGAGGGCCAACCUCAAGAAGCACUAGCUUUGUAUCAUUCUCUCAUAGAGAGUAGCAAAGUUGUGCCUGAUCCAUACACAUUCAGUGCGCUCUGGAAGACACUUGGUGCGAAUCGAUACCAUAUCAGGGAUCCCGAAACUCGAGCAAAGGAGAUUGAGGCCACACGAGCCAUGUUUAAAGAAACCGUCAAGCACAGAGACGUAUUUCAACCUGACGGCAUCGAUGGGCAACUAGCUCGCAAAAUCCUUCACACUUUCCGCCGCCUCCAGGACAACGCAGGCUUCCUCGUUGCCAUCACCGCAUUCAAAGAAACAUUCAAGUUCCUCCCUCCCGAGACACUCGUCAUGGAAAUGGUCCUUGGCACCACCAAGCUCACCUGGGACACGCCCUCCCAGCGCGGCAAGCUGAUGGUGGCCAAGCGGGAGAUUGAUCGCGAGCUACUCGCGUGGGCGGACUUCAACACGGCGAAUCUCGAGGGCGACAAGAAGCGCGGCGCGGCGCUGUAUGCGUAUUUGCAGAAGAAGUUUUGGCCUGCGGAGGGCAAGGAGGAAGAUAAGAGGAAGAUAUUUGUCGAGGUGGCGAGGCAGAUGGGGGUGUAUGAGUUGUUGGGCCCGAAGAAGGGCGCCGGCGGGAGGUGA
Molecule: messenger RNA, 2532 nt
Organism: Trichoderma virens Gv29-8
Lineage: Eukaryota; Fungi; Ascomycota; Sordariomycetes; Hypocreales; Hypocreaceae
Exons: 1
Coding region: 1-2532 (843 amino acids)
Molecular function (GO): protein binding
Source: RefSeq, a predicted model, not a curated record